AUGAUAUGCCGACGGUGUCUCCAGCGAGCCUCGUCGCUCAGCUCGCGCAUCCCCGCACGAGUCGUCCCAACGACGACGCCGUCGUUCUUCCUCCGACCAUUCUCCAGCACGAUCUCGCGCCGAACGUCUUCGCCCGCCCCCGAACCAUCCUCCCCGUCGUCCGCGAGCGAAUCGCCCGCGUUCAGCACGCCGCUGGCCGACACCCCGGCCGCGGACGAGAAGCCCACGCUGUCGGCGUGCCCCGAGGGGACCGUCCUCACCGGCUUGAAUUACUUCAAGAACAGGACGGACCCCGUCGCCCUCGCCGACGACGCCUACCCGGCCUGGCUGUGGAAUUGCCUCAACGUCCAGAAGAAGGUGGCGGACGAGGCGGACGAUGAUGCUGGUGACGAGUUCUCCAAAUCCAAGAAGCAGCGAAAACUAGCCGCCAAGCGGCAACGAGCCCUGGAAGCCCGCCUCCUCGCGGAAGGCAACCUCGAGGCCCUGGCGCCCAAGAUCCCGCUGCAGCACCAGACCAUCAACCUCCCCGGCAACGAGGAGGGCACGACGCAGGGCGCACUCGCGGCCGCCGCCGCGAGGGAGGAGCUGCGCAAGGCCAUGCGCCGGGAGCGCAGGGCCAAGAUCAAGGAGGACAAUUACCUCAGGAGCAUGUAA
This is a messenger RNA of Daldinia caldariorum, 654 nucleotides long. Its product is annotated as mitochondrial ribosomal protein L37-domain-containing protein. The transcript is spliced from 2 exons. NCBI's taxonomy places the organism in Eukaryota, Fungi, Ascomycota, Sordariomycetes, Xylariales, Hypoxylaceae. Gene Ontology annotation, cellular component: mitochondrial large ribosomal subunit. The record is from RefSeq and is a predicted model, not a curated record. The coding region runs from base 1 to 654 and encodes 217 amino acids. Gene Ontology annotation, molecular function: structural constituent of ribosome.